Molecule: messenger RNA, 1056 nt
Organism: Saxophila tyrrhenica
Lineage: Eukaryota; Fungi; Ascomycota; Dothideomycetes; Mycosphaerellales; Extremaceae
Exons: 3
Coding region: 1-1056 (351 amino acids)
Molecular function (GO): oxidoreductase activity, acting on NAD(P)H
Source: RefSeq, a predicted model, not a curated record
AUGAAAGAAGCAGUCAUCUCUAAAGGACCCAAAGUCCAGAUUGUCGACUCUCCGAUUCCAGAGCCGAAGCCUGGACAAGUUGUCACGAAAGUGGUGUUCAGCGGCAGUAAUCCCAAAGAUUGGAAGAUACCGGAAUGGAUGCCAGACAUUCCCGCCAUGAACGGAGGCGACGACAUAGCGGGCAUUGUACACAGCGUCGGCGAGGGCGUUAUUGAGUUCAGGCCAGGAGACCGGGUGGCUGCGUUCCACGAGAUGUUACAGGCGGGUGGCAGUUAUGCUGAGUAUGCUGUCUCGUGGGCGCAUACUACGUUCCGCCUGCCGGACAAGACGAGUUUCGAAGAGGGAGCCGCACUCCCGCUGGCAGCUCUGACUGCUGCUGUUGGCCUCUAUGGCACCCACAAGCUUAAUCUCCCUCAGCCGUGGUCUCCAGCAAAGGAACCUAUCCCACUACUAGUGUAUGGAGCUGCUUCCGCCGUUGGAGCGUAUGUCGUUCAACUGGCGGCCAAGUCCAACAUCCACCCGCUCAUCUGUGUCGCCGGCCGCGCUCAGCAGCAUGUUGAGAGUAUGAUUGAUCGCUCCAAAGGCGACACGAUUGUCGACUAUCGCCAAGGAAACGACGCAGUUGUAAAAGGCAUCCAGGACGCUCUCAAAGGCAAGAAACUGGAGUACGCCUACGACGCGGUUGCCGAGCUCGAGAAGAACACGAUCCAGAACAUCGCUCAGGUUCUCGACAAGCAGAGUGGCAACGUCACCCUGGUCCUCCCACCAAAGGGCGGAUGGGAGGCUAAGUGGGAAGAGUUUGGGGACGGCAUCCAUCAGUCGCCGACCAACGUAGGUGGCGUGCACAAAGAGAUGAAGGACCUUGGGUUCGUGUUCUGCAGGUACUUCACUCGGGGGCUCGAGGAAGGUUGGUUCAAGGGCCAACCACAGGAGAUCGUGCCAGGCGGGUUAGCUGGUGUCGAGACUGCGCUGGGUAAACUGAAGGAUGGGACUGCGAGUGCGGUCAAGUAUGUCUUCAAGAUCAGCGAUACUGAGGGGGCUGGCAGUGGGAAGUAA